This is a messenger RNA of Insectozyma verbasci, 4969 nucleotides long. The record is from the annotation of a GenBank genome assembly. Lineage: Eukaryota; Fungi; Ascomycota; Pichiomycetes; Serinales; Debaryomycetaceae.
AUGUUAUUCUUCAGAAAAUUAUCUUAUACGUUUUGGCUAUUUAUUUUAGCUGUUAAUGCUAUAACAAUUACCGAAAAUACGGUAACGAGAGGUACAAUUGAUUUAAGUAUUGGUGAUGUUCAAAUUAACUCAGGAGCUUAUUGGUCUAUAAUCAAUAAUGCACUUUCAGCUUUUGUUGGUAAUUUAAAUGUUCAAAGUAAUGCAGGAUUAUACAUCUCGAGUACUUCACCAAUUAUUUCAUUAACUGUUCAAUUAUUAGGUAUUUUAAACUCAAUUACAAAUGAUGGUAUUAUUUCAUUCAAUUCCGAGGCUUCUUUAACUUCAUCAACUUAUAAUUUGAUUGGUUUAUCUUUUACAAAUAAUGAAGAAAUGUAUCUUGCUGCUUCAGGUAUUGUACCAAGUAUUAUGUCAAUUACCUCAGCAACUUGGGAUAAUAAUGGUUUAUUGGUAUUUUCUCAAAAUCAAAGAAAUGAAGGUUUUGUUAAUUUAGGUGCACCAUUAGGUAACAUUAACAAUAAUGGUCAAAUUUGUUUCAUGAAUGAAGUAUAUCAACAAACUACAAGAAUUUCAGGUACUGGUUGUAUUACCGCCGAUCAAGAUUCAUCUAUAUACAUUACUAAUGCUGCUUUAUCAGUAUCAACUGGUCAAACAUUUUAUUUAGCUGAUUCUGAUUCUUCAAUUAUUGUUCAAGCUCUUUCAACUCCUCAAACAUUUAAUGUUCGUGGUUUUGGUAAUGGUAAUAAAAUAGGUUUGACAAUUCCUUUAGUUGCAAUUCCAAUUGUUGGUAGUCAAUGGCAAUAUAACGCUGAAACUGGUAUUUUAACAUUAUAUGGUGCUGGUCUUUUACAACAAAGAUUUAACAUUGGUACAGGUUAUACUUCUUCAUUAUUUUCAAUUGUUACCGACUCAGGUGCUGGUUUACCUUCAACAUUAUUAGGCUCAAUUACUUAUUCAGUAUGUUGGAUUAAAAUAUUACAAAUUUGGAUGCAGAAGAAAAAAGUUUACGAAUAUUAUAUUUGAGAUCGAGAUCUCAAUUUUUUGUCGUAUAUUUUUUUAAAUGUCGCAUUAAAGGAUUUACUAACAUUUGUUCUAGGGUCCUGUGCCAAACCCAGGUUUACCAUCUGAAUGUCAAGCUUGUAAACAACCACCAUCAAUUCCAGGCUCUGAACCAACUGAGUAUACUACCACUUUUACUUCUACGAAAACAGAUGGUUCUGUUGAAACUGGUACAGGAGUUGUUGAUAUUCUGACAGAUUCCCAAGGUUCAUGGUUUACCACCACCUCAGUUUUUCCAACAAGUGUUGUAACAACUGAAUUUACAACCACAUGGACCACCACAAACUCCGAUGGGUCAGUAGAAACUGACAGUGGUAUUGUUUCUCAAUCUGGAACAUCUUUUACAACAAUUACUACCUUCCCUCAACCAUCAAGUUCAGAUGCUUUAACAACAGAAUUUACAACCACAUGGACCACCACAAACUCCGAUGGGUCAGUAGAAACUGACAGUGGUAUUGUUUCUCAAUCCGGAACAUCUUUCACAACAAUUACUACUUUCCCUCAACCAUCAAGUUCAGAUGCUUUAACAACAGAAUUUACAACCACAUGGACCACCACAAACUCCGAUGGGUCAGUAGAAACUGACAGUGGUAUUGUUUCUCAAUCCGGAACAUCUUUCACAACAAUUACUACUUUCCCUCAACCAUCAAGUUCAGAUGCUUUAACAACAGAAUUUACAACCACAUGGACCACCACAAACUCCGAUGGGUCAGUAGAAACUGACAGUGGUAUUGUUUCUCAAUCUGGAACAUCUUUUACAACAAUUACUACCUUCCCUCAACCAUCAAGUUCAGAUGCUUUAACAACAGAAUUUACAACCACAUGGACCACCACAAACUCCGAUGGGUCAGUAGAAACUGACAGUGGUAUUGUUUCUCAAUCUGGAACAUCUUUUACAACAAUUACUACCUUCCCUCAACCAUCAAGUUCAGAUGCUUUAACAACAGAAUUUACAACCACAUGGACCACCACAAACUCCGAUGGGUCAGUAGAAACUGACAGUGGUAUUGUUUCUCAAUCUGGAACAUCUUUUACAACAAUUACUACCUUCCCUCAACCAUCAAGUUCAGAUGCUUUAACAACAGAAUUUACAACCACAUGGACCACCACAAACUCCGAUGGGUCAGUAGAAACUGACAGUGGUAUUGUUUCUCAAUCUGGAACAUCUUUUACAACAAUUACUACCUUCCCUCAACCAUCAAGUUCAGAUGCUUUAACAACAGAAUUUACAACCACAUGGACCACCACAAACUCCGAUGGGUCAGUAGAAACUGACAGUGGUAUUGUUUCUCAAUCUGGAACAUCUUUUACAACAAUUACUACCUUCCCUCAACCAUCAAGUUCAGAUGCUUUAACAACAGAAUUUACAACCACAUGGACCACCACAAACUCCGAUGGGUCAGUAGAAACUGACAGUGGUAUUGUUUCUCAAUCUGGAACAUCUUUUACAACAAUUACUACCUUCCCUCAACCAUCAAGUUCAGAUGCUUUAACAACAGAAUUUACAACCACAUGGACCACCACAAACUCCGAUGGGUCAGUAGAAACUGACAGUGGUAUUGUUUCUCAAUCUGGAACAUCUUUUACAACAAUUACUACCUUCCCUCAACCAUCAAGUUCAGAUGCUUUAACAACAGAAUUUACAACCACAUGGACCACCACAAACUCCGAUGGGUCAGUAGAAACUGACAGUGGUAUUGUUUCUCAAUCUGGAACAUCUUUUACAACAAUUACUACCUUCCCUCAACCAUCAAGUUCAGAUGCUUUAACAACAGAAUUUACAACCACAUGGACCACCACAAACUCCGAUGGGUCAGUAGAAACUGACAGUGGUAUUGUUUCUCAAUCUGGAACAUCUUUUACAACAAUUACUACCUUCCCUCAACCAUCAAGUUCAGAUGCUUUAACAACAGAAUUUACAACCACAUGGACCACCACAAACUCCGAUGGGUCAGUAGAAACUGACAGUGGUAUUGUUUCUCAAUCUGGAACAUCUUUUACAACAAUUACUACCUUCCCUCAUACAAUUGAUGAUAUAACUACAGAAUUUACCUCAACUUGGACCACCACAAAUUCCGAUGGAUCAGUAGAAACUGAUAGUGGUGUUGUUUCUCAAUCCGGCUCAUCUUUCACAACAUUAACGACUUUCCCUCAACCAUCAAGUUCUGAUGUUUUAACUACACAAUUUACCUCAACUUGGACUACAACCAAUUCAGAUGGUUCAGUAGCGACUGAAAGUGGUAUUGUUUCUCAAUCUGGUUCAUCUUUUACAACAUUAACGACUUUCCCUCAUACAAUUGAUGAUAUAACUACAGAAUUUACCUCAACUUGGACCACCACAAAUUCCGAUGGAUCAGUAGAAACUGAUAGUGGUGUUGUUUCUCAAUCCGGCUCAUCUUUCACAACAUUAACGACUUUCCCUCAACCAUCAAGUUCUGAUGUUUUAACUACACAAUUUACCUCAACUUGGACUACAACCAAUUCAGACGGUUCAGUAGCAACUGAAAGUGGUAUUGUGUCUCAAUCCGGCUCAUCUUUUACAACAUUAACUACCUUCCCUCCAACUACAACCGGACCUAUUGUUUGUAAAAGAGAUGAUCCAAAUUGUAUCUCAAGUACUGCUUCUGCUACAGAAUUUACUUCGACAUGGACCACAACCAAUUCAGAUGGUGCGAUUGAAACAAACUCAGGUAUUAUAAGUCAAUCAGGCACAUCAUUUACGACUUUGACUACAUUUUCUCGUUCAAUUGGUGGUAAUGGGGAAUAUACAACAAGCUGGACAACUACACGCUCAGAUGGUUCUGUAGAAACUGAUAGUGGUAUUGUUAGUCAAUCUGGUACGUUCAUUACAACUAUUUCAACCUUCCCUCAUUCAUCAGGAGAUUUGACAACGGAAUUUACUUCCACUUGGACUCAUACAAAAUCAGAUGGUUCAGUAGAAACUCAUAGUGGUGUUGUUUCUCAAUCCGGCUCAUAUUUUACCACUUUAACCACCUUUCCUCAUUCAUUAACUAAAUCGUCAGAGGGUUGGUCAAAUGGAACAAUUCUGUCUACAAUAUCUGAAGAUCAAACUACAAUUAUUACAAUUACAUCAUGUGAAAACAAUAAAUGUCAUGAAACUACAGUUCCAGGUACAUUAAGUCAUGUUACUACUACUAUUAAUUCAAUUGAAACUGUUUAUACUACUUAUUGUCCAAUAUCAACUGAAGGAUCAGAAUCAAUAAUUGGUUCUACUGCUUCAAAAUCAGCAGGUCAAUCUCAUGAAACAAUUACAAAUGAUGUUGUGGCUACUUCAACUUUAGGAGAACCUAUAGUUUCAGUCUCAGCUGGUGGUAAUGGUCCAUCAACCGUUAAAGCUAAUCCAACCAGCUCUUUAACAGUUGCUGCUGGUAACCCAUCAGGUCCUAAUCCAUCAGCUAAUCCAUCAGGUGCUAAUCCACCAGCUAAUCCAUCAGGUGCUAAUCCAUCAGGUGUUAAUCCACCAGCUAAUCCAUCAAGUCCUAAUCCAUCAGCUAAUCCAUCAGGUGCUAAUCCACCAGCUAAUCCAUCAGGUGCUAAUCCAUCAGGUGUUAAUCCACCAGCUAAUCCAUCAGGUGCUAAUCCAUCAGGUGUUAAUCCACCAGCUAAUCCAUCAGGUGCUAAUCCAUCAGGUGAUAAUCCAAUAACAAAUACUAGAUCACCUGGCUCAAAUUCUGCAUUGAGUUCUGCUCCAACUGGAAGUAACAAUAAUUUAGGUACAACUCAAGUACCAGAAAUCUCACAAGCUACAACCUUAACUUCUUCAAGUGUUUCAGCUGGUCAAACUCUUGCUGGUGUUUCAACUUACGAAGGUUCAGGUUUUAAAUUAGGCUUAGGCUCAUCAUCAAGAAUAUUAACUGGAUUCUUUAUUCUAAUCUCAUCAUUAUUUGUUUAA